CCAAAGUUCUGGAACUUGAAGAGUUCCUAUUGCCACAGAAAUCUGCGGAUUCCUUUCUGUAGUUGAACAUCAACAUUUCAUCUUCAGAGACUGCUGCCUCAGGGAGAAAAAUGCCAGCCUCUUUAAGAAAACUACAGCAAAUGGCUAUUUAUCUGGGGCUGUUAAGUGGUGGGGGAUGUGCUGUGAUGUAUUAUCUUAUGCAAAAAAAUUUUGCCAGGACACAGUAUUAUCAGCUGGCUAUUGAGCAGCUUAAGAAUGACCCUGUAGCCUUGGAGGCACUGGGGGCCCCCCCUCUUAAAGUUCACAACAUCAGACUGACAGACAAGAGUAAUCGCGUUGACAUGGCCGGAGCACAGUUAAAGAUACCAGUAUCUGGAACAAAAUCAGCUGGAUAUCUCCAUACCAAUUCAGUAAGAGACCUCUCCUUUAACUGCUGGCGUCUCCGAGAUGUCACCUUGAAACUCAGGGAUGGUCAGAGUAUUCCAGUGUACCAUUCGUGUGUGGAGAGCACCAACACACAGGAGGGAUGAAAAAGAAAGACAGCUGCUUUGCACAUCCUGUCACUUGAGGAUCUAUUGAUUGGUUGCAUAUUACUGUGUACAUUCAGUAUUGUCACAAAUGGACAAUUUCAGUUAAGUGGACAAUCUUACAGUCCAAUUAUUUCUCUAGCACUGAGCUCAGUGUUGGUAUUGUUAAUUUCAUUCUUUUUUAUUUGUGUGUAUGGCAGAAACCCAAAAUAAAGAUUUUACAGUACUA
Molecule: messenger RNA, 756 nt
Organism: Terrapene triunguis (Three-toed box turtle)
Lineage: Eukaryota; Metazoa; Chordata; Testudines; Emydidae
Product: cytochrome c oxidase assembly factor 1 homolog
Exons: 5
Coding region: 111-530 (139 amino acids)
Biological process (GO): mitochondrial respiratory chain complex I assembly; mitochondrial respiratory chain complex IV assembly
Cellular component (GO): mitochondrial inner membrane
Source: RefSeq, a predicted model, not a curated record